Molecule: messenger RNA, 4449 nt
Organism: Saitoella complicata NRRL Y-17804
Lineage: Eukaryota; Fungi; Ascomycota; Saitoellomycetes; Saitoellales; Saitoellaceae
Exons: 5
Coding region: 278-4147 (1289 amino acids)
Source: RefSeq, a predicted model, not a curated record
CAAGUGUGGGUGUGAUGAGGAGGAGGGGGGUGAAGCCGAGCGGAAAGGCGAGGCUUUGACGGGUGGGACGGCUACGGUGAAGCAGGAGGAGACGGGGGAGGCGGUGAAGGACACGGAGACGGAGACGGAGAAGGAAGAGGUGAAGGAGGUUCAGACAGAGGAGCCAGUUGUCAAGAGUGAGCAACAAGAAGCCAAGGAGCACCUGGAAAACAUGGAGGUUGAGACGGAGGGGUUAACGGCGGGAGGAUAGUCCGUGAUCACGUCCAGGUCCGGCGUUAUGCAUGCAUUGUCACGAACACUAAACAUCAGCGAGCAUCAAUACUCUUGGUUGAGGGAAGCAGCGAUAGCUCUCGCGUUUGUGUUCCCACGGGUCUGGUGCCUGGAUCCAAAUCUCUCACGCCACGUCCAGCUGCCUCUCACCGCGCACACACCCCUGAACCCCCCUAUCCUGCUAUUCUGCUAUUCUGCUAUUCUGCUACUUGACCGAACAACUACUCGUAUGCCGACGUCAGAUACCUCGCCUCUUGCAUCCUUGCUUGCGCAUUUAGAGAAGUCACCGGGACGUGGACGGGGGAAACGGGGCGCCGCUCCCGCUGCUGUUCCGGACGUAUUGGUUGACGGCGUCUUUGAGUACCUCGAUGAUGUCGAGACCUUGACCGACGCGGACCGCACCGCCGCGCAGCAUUUAUUCCAGGUACUGGGGAAGGAAGAAAGGGGAUAUGAUUUGGAGGCGAUUGUUGUCGAAGUGGUGAUAAAGACGUGUUUGAAGAUGGAGAAUGCGAUGGCUGGGUGGGAGAUUGUACUGAGAUGGGCAGACUUGAACUUCGACAACGGCAAUCGCAAGUUAAGCAUCGAUGACACCACCCUCCUCGCCCUCUUCCCUCCUCUCACGGCCGCAAUUCCUAUCCAAACUCCACGCGUCAUCGUUCACAUCCUAAACUCCCUCAUGCGCUCCUCCGCAAAGAUGAAAGAACGCGUUCUUCGCCUCACGCUUCGCACACACUGCCCUAGAAUUGGCUCUAUCGUCGCCGUAGGCGCCGACUAUAUGCUUCAAGAAGCGUGUCUCCGCUUCGUGAUAAGCGUGAUUCCAUCGAACCGUGCACAAGCAGAGAAGAUUGUGCGGUGUUUCUGGCCGAACCCCGUAUUAGCGGAUGACUUGGAACAAGCCUUGAUCGAGGAGAGGGCUGGUUUGCACGUCUUGGACUGGCUUGCUUGUCUUAAUCAGACGCGUGGGGAGGAGGCACCAUUGAGCGUUGAGGUUACUUAUGUUCAGCUGGACGGUGAGACGGCGCAGCCUGAACCUACUCAGAGCGGACAGUGGAUACAUUUGAGUCAUGAUGGUAUCUGCACGCAUAUGUUCGAGGAGGGGAGACUCGUUAUCUUGGACGUUGCAUACGACCAGGUUGAUGAGAUUUCUGCAUUCAAUCGUGCAUCUUCGACCUUCAACCUGAAGCUUUCUGGUGCUACCAUCGACUUCGUUCUUGAGCCCGUCGAGACUCUCUCCUUUCAGCUCGGCAUUUCUGACUCGCAAGGAGAGGAUGUCGGUCCUAAAGUCUUGCAACGCAUCGAACUCGGUCGUGCUCGCUUCUCCAAGGAGAAGAAGAGGUCAAAGACAAGUAUGCCUACCAAAGCCAUCCCCUCCGGCAUCGCCUUGGAGGAAGCAAAGACGAUGGAGCAGAAAGCUGUGGAAGCCUCACAACGUCUCAAAGUUGUCGAGGAAGGCGUUCGUUCGUCUCCGUCGUACUCCUCGCAGAAAAGUCUUCAUUCUAAGGAAGACGCGGAGAAGGAGUAUGAUAGUGAUGCGAUGAGUGACCUCACUGAGCUUCCGUCACAGACGCCGAUCAGAGAUAUGACUCCCGCACAACCUGAGCCCGUCACUGCUCCCGUUCAGGGAGCUCAGGGUCCGAAGCAAGUUCCCCGGAUGUCCUCUCAAGUCGCCCGUGCCUUCUCCGAUAUUUGGAACUCACCCAAGGAUGCUCCACAGCUUCCCAAAAAGGCACCUGCUGCAGUUCCGAUGGUGAGGGACGGUGAUAUGAUGAAGCCUCCCGUCGGAAAACCUGGUGCGAAGAAGAAGUUCGAGCCGCUGAGGCCGAAGGAGAAGGCACAGAAGCCGGAGAUUGCUCAAGGGAAGGACAUUUUUGACUUUCCUGAGGACGACGACGCUGAGGAGGAACCCGUCAAGAAGCCCUCGGCGAAGAAAGAAGUUCCUGCGAAGAAGGCGGUGACGAAGGCGAAAGCUGUGCAGAAGGCUGCUGAGGACGAAGACCUGUAUGACCUCCCGCCCGGGGCUGAAGCGGAGGCGAUCAAGAAGACAACUAGAAGACCGGACCAACUACAGUCGAAGGCUGCAGCCAAACCUGCUCCAAAAAAACCUGUAGCGACCCAGAAAGAUGUUUACGAUCUCCCUGACGACAAUGGCUCAGAAGUCGGCGACGAAGAGGCUGUCGUCACCACCUGGUCCAAAUCGAAGUCCAAGACCCCUGGUUCUCGCGCUCCGGUCAAGACUUUCGCAUCGUCCAAGAAGGAGGCGCAGUUAGCUCGACGUUUGUCUAUGGAAGAUGAACAGGAAGAUGAGGGCUCGCUGACGGAUUACGAUGACAUGCCCGGUCUCCCGAAAGCUAAGGCGAAGGGAAAGGCGUCGCUGAAGGAAGCCAGGAAGCCUGCUGCAGCGACCAAGAAGCCCACAGCCAAAGGAAAGAAAGUCGUGGAUGAGUCGGAGGCGGAGAUCUCAGAGCCUGUCCCGGCCCCGAAGAAGACCGCAAUGAAGCCAGCCAAGGGUAACACAAGAAAGAGUGCGCCGGCUGACCUCGAACGCGUGGUCGCAGAGAGUCGCAAAGCCCGUGCCACGAAGGCCGCUGCACAUGCUGACGCUUCCGAAGCUGAAAAUGAAGUCGAAGCAGAGCUCGAGGAGAAGAGAGUGUUACCUCGUCGUGGCGCGAAGGCUGUUACUGAGAAGAAGAUGAAGGAGCAACUGAAGCCGACGCAGGAAGAUGGCACGUCUGCGGACACGAUGGUCGCCGACGAAGGCCUUAUUGUCUUGGAGGCGGCGCAGAAGGUAACAGGGCGUGGGAUAAUCCUUGAGGACGAAUCGGACAUGAGCAUGUCCGAGGCUGAGGGGCCGGUGAAGGCCGCCAAGAAAGCGCCAGUAAAACCAACAGCUGCCAACAAAUCAGCCCGUAAAGGUCGUCUCGUGGUGGAUUCAUCUGACGAUGACUCCAUGUCAGAAGACAACGGCACCCCCAGCCCUCAACCCAAGAAACCCGUACGCGUUCAGGCAGCCAGUCAUCCGUCAGCCCACCUCAUCGACGAACGUCUCUUCCGCAAACCGAACGUCAUCGCCUGGGGUAAAGAAGGCCCUCUAAACUCUGGGCCCGCUACAGCGAAGAAGAGGGGAUUGCAGGAGGAGAAGCGUGAGCGUGAUGUGAAGAAGAGUAAGUUCGUGGAGGAUGUGGAGGAGGAUGGGGCGCCGGAGGUUAUGGAGUAUGAAGAGGCGGAGCACAAUAUGACGAAGAUGAGUCAGAUGACUGCGAUUCGAAGCAACGGCUCCCCCGUCCCACUUGCCGAUGCUGGUCGCAUGAUGGGUGGUCGCGAGGACUUGGGCAGUACGGACGUGAUCCUAGGCUCGAACAGGACCGACGAGAUGUUCGCCAUGAGCAACAUCAAUCUCGCCAGGGACGAGCCCGCGUUCCGAAAGCCCUUGGCUGCUGCUGCCGUAGCGGCGGCUGCUAAGUUCAAGCCUGCGGAAGCGAAGAAAGAUGCUGUGGGAAAGAAGACGAAGGAGAACAAUGCGGCGAGGGCGUGGGAUGGCAAGGAAAUUUCUGCUUUCCAUGCAGUUCCACAAAAACCCCCAACCAAGAGGAAAGCCCAGGAAAGCUCUUUUUACCACCUCCUUCAACGACAAGGAAUCCUCAACACCUCUUCAGGCGACCAAACCCUCGUUGGACCUUCAUCGUCUAUCUCGUCCGCGAGCAGUGUUGAUGAAGAUGACUCUAUGGACGAUGCUAGUGAAGUGAUGAGCGAGAGUGAAGACGAAGUCGAGGUUAGCUGGAGGAAAAGUCUGCCGGAGCAUCAUAAAACGACGCUCGCGUUAUUGGGGGAGAUAAACAAGGUUCGAUCACCACCCAAAGGGGUUGUUGAAGUGUACUGAUGACUCUUUCGAACAGGCUCUCGUCAAACGCAUGCAAGAACAAGAAGUCACUCUCCAUUCCACCAUCACCUCUUUCGACACUGAAGCAGCACAAUUCACGACCGUCAUGGACAGCGCGCGUCAGUCCGACUACGCCAACCUCCACAACACCCUCCGCACCGGCAAGAACAAGAUCAGCAAACAUAUGGAUGGAGUUAGGGAAGUCGCUGGCGAGGGAAUCGGGUAUGACGUCGCUGCUCGGUUGAAGGAGUUGAGGGAGAGGAAUGCGGAGAGGGGAAGGAUUGUUUCGGGCAGGUUGAAGG